Sphaeroforma arctica JP610 is the source of this 1079-nucleotide messenger RNA. RefSeq names its product serine/threonine-protein phosphatase 4 catalytic subunit. NCBI's taxonomy places the organism in Eukaryota, Ichthyosporea, Ichthyophonida. Gene Ontology annotation, biological process: double-strand break repair via homologous recombination; peptidyl-serine dephosphorylation. Gene Ontology annotation, cellular component: nucleus; cytoplasm. The transcript is spliced from 8 exons. Bases 119 to 1042 code for a protein of 307 amino acids. The record is from RefSeq and is a predicted model, not a curated record. Gene Ontology annotation, molecular function: protein serine/threonine phosphatase activity.
GAGUAUGUGAAUGAACAGUUCGGAUAGCCAAAAUAUCAGUAGCGUAUACGACGUCUCAAGUCUAUACUACUUAUCGAUAUAAGACACGAUAAAUCGUGUCAACACAGCAGAGAUAAAAAUGGUGUCAAACGGCGACCUUGAUCGUCAAAUAGAAACUCUCCGAAAUUGUGAACUGAUCCGAGAGGCAGAGGUCAAGCUUAUCUGUGCGAAGGCGCGGGAGAUAUUGGUAGAGGAGAGCAAUGUGCAGCAGGUCAGCUCACCCGUAACGAUCUGUGGGGACGUGCACGGACAGUUCUACGACGUACGUGAACUGUUCAAAGUGGGAGGCGACAUCCCCACCACAAACUACCUAUUCCUGGGUGAUUUCGUAGACCGAGGCUACUUUUCCGUCGAGACUUUCCUCUUAUUAUUAGCUCUGAAGGUGAGAUACCCCGAUCGCAUCACGCUUAUCCGUGGUAACCAUGAGAGCAGGCAGAUCACUCAAGUGUACGGCUUCUACGACGAAUGUCUGCGCAAAUUCGGCAGCGUCAGCGUCUGGCGUUAUUGUACUGAGAUCUUCGACUAUCUCUCUCUAUCCGCACUAGUGGAUAAUAAGGUAUUGUGCGUACACGGGGGUCUAUCUCCGUCAAUCAACACGUUGGAUCAGAUUAGAACCAUCGACCGAAAGCAGGAGGUGCCGCACGACGGGGCUAUGUGUGACCUCAUGUGGUCAGAUCCUGAGCAAAUGGAGGGUUGGGGUUUGUCCCCACGUGGUGCCGGUUAUCUGUUCGGCGGUGAUGUGGUGGCACAAUUCAACGCGGCUAAUGGUCUCGAUCUCAUUUGUCGGGCACACCAAUUGGUUAUGGAGGGUUACAAGAUGAUGUUUGACGAUAGUAUAUGCACGGUUUGGUCUGCGCCUAAUUACUGUUACAGGUGCGGAAACGUGGCUUCGAUCUUAGAACUAGACGAGAAUUUGGUCCGAAAAUUCAAAAUAUUCGAGGCGGCUCCUCAAGAAGAGAGAAACUUACCCUCAAAGAAACCCAUUGCCGAUUAUUUCCUCUAAAUAAAUACAUAUUUGACAUCCAAAGUGGUAUUGAGCA